AUGUUCUACCCUUUUUGCAAGUACGAGGCAAAAGUUAUUGAUGAAAUAAUCGAAAAUAUCUCAAGAAAAUUGAAUCACACAUUCUCAACUAGUGAUUUCAAGGACUUUGUUGGAAUGGAUCAUGUAAACAAAAUUGAAUUGUACAUGAGUAGAGGGUUGGAUGAACAUGAAGCUACUGUGAUCGGGAUUUGUGGGAUGUCGGGGAUAGGUAAGACAACCAUCGCACAAGUUCUUUUUGAAAGAAUUCGUAAUAAAUUUGAAGCUAGCUGUUUCAUCCAUGAUGUUAGAGAGAUGUCUGAAUGGAAAAUUUUGCCUCUUGUGCUAAAGAAACUUUAUGGUAACCUUUCCAAUACCAAAGUAAGUGUAGAGGAUGUUAAUGGGGUAAGGAGUAGAUUAUUGAGUCACAAAAGGGUGCUUAUCGUUCUCGACGACAUUGAUAAUUUAAAACAAAUUGAAGCUAUAGUUGGAUGUGGUGCCAGAGGAUUGUAUGAUCGGUUUGGUCAAGGUAGCAGAAUCAUUGUAACCACAAAAGAUAAAAGCCUGCUAAAAGCAUAUGAGCCAAAAAUACACAUGGUUGGAAAACUUAACUUUGAUGAAGCUCUCAUGCUUUUUUCUCGGAGAGCCUUUGGCAGAGACCCUCCUCUUGAUGAGUAUGUUGAUUUGUCCAACCAGUUUGUAGAUUACUCUGGUGGUCUUCCUUUGGCGCUAACAGUUUUUGGCUCCUUUCUAUUCAGGAGAAGAUUUGAUGGAUUAGCAUCUUCGGACGAGAAGGAUAUAUUUCUGGACAUUGCAUGCUUCUUUAAAGGAGAGAGUGUAAAGCAUGUGGAAAGGAUAUUUGAAAGCUGUGAUUACUAUCCGGAUAUAAGUAUAAGAGUCCUCCUUGAGAAAUCUUUACUUAUGAUUUUUGGAGGAAAGUUGUGGAUGCAUCAUUUACUACAAGAAAUGGGCAAGGAUAUUGUCCGCAAACAAUCUCAGCAAGAGCUAGGAAAACGCAGCCGGUUGUGGCUUCAUGAAGAUACCGUUGAAGUACUUAGCAAGAACGAGGGAACAAAAUUUGUUGAAGGCAUUUUCCUAAGCUCCCCUCAACAAUAUGACUGUACGGACUUGACCACUGGUCCAUUUGUGAGGAUGUCCAACUUAAGAUUGUUGAAGAUCUUCAACGUCAAUUUUUCUAGAUGCCACGAAUCUCUUUCAGAUAAGCUACGGCUCUUGGAUUGGUAUGGAUAUCCUUUAAAAUCGUUACCGUCAAGUUUUAAUCCGAAAAAACUGGUUGAACUGCACUUGCCUCAGAGCAGAAUAGAAAAUUUAUGGAACAAAAUUAGGGAGCUUUUGGAAAAGUUGGUGAUCAUGGACCUUAGCGAUUGCGAAUACUUGACUAAGACCCUUAAUUUCACUGAAAUCCCGAAGUUUGAGAGGUUAAUUCUUAAAGGUUGUAGAAGAUUGUCUGAGGUUCACCCAUCAGUUGGAGCUCUCCAAAGACUCAUUUUGUUGAACCUAAAGGGUUGUCAAAACCUUGGUAGUCUUCCCCACAAGAUCAGCUUGAGGUCUCUCAAAACUUUCAUUCUUUCGGGAUGUUACAAACUCAAAAGGUUUCCGGAGAUUGACGAGACCAUGAAACAAUUAUCGAAACUUCAUUUAGAUGAGACAGCUAUAAUAGAGCUACCAACAUCAAUCAAGUAUUUGACUGGCCUGAUUUUGCUCAAUCUCAAAGAUUGCAAGAACCUUUUGAGUCUGCCAGGUGUCAUUUGUACUUUAACAUCACUUCAAAUUCUCAAUGUCUCAGGCUGCUCUAAACUCGCGGAGUUGCUGCCAAAGAUAGUGUAA
Prunus avium (sweet cherry) is the source of this 1824-nucleotide messenger RNA. Lineage: Eukaryota; Viridiplantae; Streptophyta; Magnoliopsida; Rosales; Rosaceae. The record is from RefSeq and is a predicted model, not a curated record.